AUGGCACGUUUACCUUGGGUGUUAGCGCUUCUUGCCGUAUUUCUAAAUCACGCUCUUUUAAUGGUUCUUUCAAAGCCUGUGCAGGCCGGGCCCAAAGAAACCAGAGCACUUGAACGCCGUUACAGCGGUAAAGGAACUUGGUUUAUCCCAGAUACCGGCGCAUGUGGCGAUGUGAACUCCAAGUCGGAUUAUAUUGUGGCAAUGAAUUAUGCCCAAUAUAAGAACGGUUCUCCCUGUCAUAAGGUUGUGGCCAUCAAGAACAACGCCAACAACAAGGUUGUGAAAGCUAAGGUUACUGACGAGUGCCCCAGCUGCGCGUACGGCUCGUUGGACCUUUCGCCGGCCACCUUUGAAGCAUUAGGUAACUUAGACACCGGUGUCAUACCUAUUUCUUGGGAUUGGGCUUAGAAUUGGAAAUCGACCAGUCGAUACAUUACCCCUAUCUGUUUCUUGCCUUGCAUUCUUUCACUUUUGCUCAGCUGCUUUAUUCCAAACACGCUCAAUACUCCCAAUCCUGGUGAUUUGCCAUUCAUUCGGCAUUAACAAGUCAAGUCUUGAUAUAACCUUCAUUACCAUCUUUUAACGUGGAGUUAGAUUCCAUCAAGCUAGUUGAACUAACCUCGAUGUUAUAACCCAUCAGCUUAACUCAAACACGGCAGUUGUAUAUCCUAGCUCUAUGGCACUUGUACUGAUAUUAUCAAUCAGCCAUUUCCUUCCCAGAAGAUAGUAUCAUCAUUAAACGUCUUACAUACAUACAAGUAACAUCGUGAGACUCAGUGAAAUUACA
Molecule: messenger RNA, 787 nt
Organism: Puccinia graminis f. sp. tritici CRL 75-36-700-3
Lineage: Eukaryota; Fungi; Basidiomycota; Pucciniomycetes; Pucciniales; Pucciniaceae
Exons: 4
Coding region: 1-408 (135 amino acids)
Source: RefSeq, a predicted model, not a curated record